Colletotrichum truncatum is the source of this 981-nucleotide messenger RNA. RefSeq names its product thioredoxin reductase. The record is from RefSeq and is a predicted model, not a curated record. Gene Ontology annotation, biological process: cell redox homeostasis. Gene Ontology annotation, molecular function: thioredoxin-disulfide reductase (NADPH) activity. NCBI's taxonomy places the organism in Eukaryota, Fungi, Ascomycota, Sordariomycetes, Glomerellales, Glomerellaceae.
AUGAGCCACGAAAACACCAUGCCACCACACGUUCUGCGGAAUGUCCUUGAUGCCUGUAUUAUUGGUUCUGGCCCAGCGGGGUUAUCGGCUGCUCUAAGUCUUGGGAGAGUUCUUAGAAGUGCUGUUGUUUUUGAUUCAGGCGAGUACAGGUACCAAACUGGGGCUACCACGCACGCCACCUAUGAUCACGACAACCCAGCCUUGAUAAGAAAUGGGAUGAAGGCAGAACUGCACAGAAAAUACAAAACGAUCACUUUUGCCACAGCUGAAGCCAUGGAGAUUCGAGAGAUUGGUUCAAUAUUUCAAGUGGAAGAUGGAACAGGCCGCUUGUGGAAAGGAAGGAAAGUGAUUCUGGCAACCGGGUCUUCUGACAUUUUUCCCGAUAUCCCUGGUUAUAUGGAUUCUUGGGAAAAAGGAAUUUUCAACUGUCUCCACCGUCGCGGGUUUGAAGAAUCAGGCACCCCAGUCGCAGCCAUCCUGACCACCUCUACCUCCGAAGCCAUCUUACACGAUGCAAUUACCUCUUUUAAGCUGGCGAACCAAUUUUCAAGAAGCGUAUGGAUAUUGACUAAUGGUCUUACGCAUUUGCAUUUUGACGACGCAGUAAAAGAAGCCGAGAUUCUGAGGCUCAAGGUCGAUGACAGAAAGAUUAAAAAACUAAGUCCUGCGGGACACAGCACUAGUUCCUUGAUGGAGGUAGAAUUUGAGGAUGGAUCGAUAUCAACUUUUGGAUUCAUAUUCCACAAAAAUGAGACAACAACUCGAGGGGGUUUUGCAAACGAUCUUGGGUUGAAAACUACUUCAUCAGGUGAAAUCAUUACCGCCGGUCCGAUGCAAGAGACGAGCAAGCGAGGCGUGUACGCGGCAGGGGACUGUGCUACACCUGUCAAAGAGGUUGCAGUCGCCAUAGGGACGGGCGCUGCUGCUGGAUAUGGAGUUAAUGCUCAGAUCCUUGAAGAUGACUACACGAACAGCUGGUGA